AGACAAAGGUAUUUCCAACUCUGUUAAAGCAACACUAAUAAAUUCUUCCCAAUUUCUUCAUCUUCAAUCUUCCAACUAUCCAUUUUUUUUCUCUACAAUUAAUUCCUCUACUCCUAGUGAGUGAGACUCAAAUCCUUCAUAAUUCUUACCCCUCUACUGCUUACUUUUUUGAUAUCUUGUAUCUUUAGUUACUAUAUUUCAGUUAUGGUAGUAUUUUUUAUUUAUUGUGUUAGUUGUUAAGUUUUUGAAUUUUACUAAAUUUGAAUUGAAGAUCUUUUAGAAAUAACUUCUCAAUAUCUAUAAAAUUAAUAAUAAAAUUUACUUAUAUUGUAUCCGUGAAUGGUAAAUUAAUUUAGUUGACUGUUGGUUCAGGGGUAUGUUAAUUAAUGUAUAUAGUGCUACAGGAAUCUCUUUGAUGGCGCAAUUUAAGGGAAGGCAUUAAAAGUGCGCCUUCCCUCUCUUUCAUUACCCACUUUUCUCUUAUAUCUCUUCAGACUCCAACUCUCCCCUUGUCAAUUUCAUUCAUUAAUUCCUCUGCUUUUCGAUUUCAUUUGCGAAUUUUUGAUAUUGUAUUAGCGAGAUGCUUACGUGCAUAGCUCGUUCGAAGCAAUCGAGCGAUGAUUCGUUUGAUCAUCCUGAAAAAUUCAAUCCGAAUGCUGCUCCGCCCAAUAAACAAUCCGUUAAAACACUUACUUCUCAGAUCAAGGACAUGGCAUUGAAAGCAUCAGGAGCAUACAAACAGUGUGGUCCAUGUGCCACUCACCCCUCCACUCUCCGAAAAAACGGAAGCCAAAACGACUCCGACUCCGAUAAAUUCCGUUGGUCUUAUAAAAGAACAGGGAGUUCGAGUUCCAGCUCCACGGCUGGGAGGAAGGAGCUGGAAGCCAGGCUUAAAGGAAUAUCAAGCGGGGAAGUUACGCCGGUAUCGGCGUCAGCUAGCGGCCGGCGAGCUGAACCGGUGGUGUUUGUUGAAGAAAGCGAGCCGAAAGAGUGGGUGGCUCAAGUCGAGCCGGGAGUUCUAAUCACUUUCGUUUCAUUACCACGUGGCGGCAAUGAUCUUAAACGGAUUCGAUUCAGUCGAGAAAUGUUUAAUAAAUACCAAGCUCAAAGAUGGUGGUCCGAGAAUUGUGAGAAGGUAAUGGAGCUUUAUAAUGUCCAAAGGUUGAAUCGUCAAGCUUUUCCCCUUCCAACGCCUCCAAGAUCAGAAGACGAGAGUUCAAAAAUCGAAUCGAUUGAAGACAGUCCUGUGACACCCCCGCUGACUAAAGAACGACUACCACGUACUUUGUUCCGUCCAAUGUAUUCAUCUUCAGACUCUCUUGAACUACAAUCCACCCAUUCUCGCUACAACUAUGACUCUUGUGGUGUCUCGUCAACUCCAAAACUCUCAAGCAUCAGUGGAACAAAGACAGAGAUAUCAUCAAUGGAUGCCUCUAUGAGGACUAGCACAUCAAGAGAUGCAGAUCGCUCUGGAGAGCUAUCUAUCAGCAAUGCCAGUGAUCUUGAAACAGAAUGGGUUGAGCAAGAUGAGCCGGGGGUUUACAUCACUAUACGAGCACUACCAGAUGGCAGACGAGAACUCAAACGUGUCAGAUUCAGCCGAGAAAAAUUUGGAGAAGUGCAUGCCAGGUUAUGGUGGGAGGAGAAUCGUGCUAGGAUACACAAACAAUACCUGGGAUGAUCGAUAACACUUGUUGCAAAUAUCACUACAUUUCCUGUUGAUUGCCAAUUAAGGAGGUGUUGCACUUCUUUGGCAAUGCUCAUAGUAUUCAUUAUUAUAUGUGGAGCCAGAGAUUAGUAUACAAAGAAGAAUCUAAGCUUUGUUACCUUUGAGAACAACCAUCUAGGUUGUUGACAUGUUCUUUCUUUCUUUGUUUUUGUUUAAUUUCCAUUGUCUAAAUUAUGGCAAGUAAAAAGGGGGAAGGGGGUGAAGAAACUAAAAUAUUUCUUUGGGUAUAAGAUUUUAAGGGUUGAGAAUUUUGAUGUUCAUUCCAAAAAAAAAGAAGAGAUUUUGAUGUUGGCUAUGCAAAAAUGUUAAUAUUCAAAGGGAAAGUCUCUUCUCUGUUUGCAA
Molecule: messenger RNA, 2071 nt
Organism: Solanum pennellii
Lineage: Eukaryota; Viridiplantae; Streptophyta; Magnoliopsida; Solanales; Solanaceae
Product: protein Brevis radix-like 4
Exons: 5
Coding region: 581-1681 (366 amino acids)
Source: RefSeq, a predicted model, not a curated record